AUGCAGUUCCUCACUGUCUUCGCCACCCUCGCUGCCUUCGCCACCGCUGCCACUGCCAUCGACAACUACCGCGGUGAAGCCACGAUCUACAAGUCUGGCCCCAACGCUUGCAACGUCGCCCCUGGCGCGCGCUUCAUCGCUCUCCCCUCGCCCAUCUUCGACGAGAGCCUCUGCGGCACAACCGUCGCCGUCCAGAACCUCCAAUACCACUUCGGUGGCCAACUCGUCGUCGGCGACCGUUGCGACACCUGCGUCGGCAACGCCGUCCAGAUCUCCGAGAACGCCUUCGGCUCUUUCCUCGACGACAACGACAAGGAGCUCGGCGUCACCGCCUUCGAGGCCGCAUACGCCGUUGGCCUCUUCGGCCGGAAGUAA
Messenger RNA from Mycena indigotica, 375 nucleotides. RefSeq lists its product as uncharacterized. NCBI's taxonomy places the organism in Eukaryota, Fungi, Basidiomycota, Agaricomycetes, Agaricales, Mycenaceae. The coding region runs from base 1 to 375 and encodes 124 amino acids. The record is from RefSeq and is a predicted model, not a curated record. The transcript is spliced from 3 exons.